Musa acuminata AAA Group (dessert banana) is the source of this 571-nucleotide messenger RNA. RefSeq lists its product as uncharacterized. Bases 80 to 328 code for a protein of 82 amino acids. The record is from RefSeq and is a predicted model, not a curated record. NCBI's taxonomy places the organism in Eukaryota, Viridiplantae, Streptophyta, Magnoliopsida, Zingiberales, Musaceae. The transcript has 3 exons.
GCCUCAAUCGGCGCCUCUUGUGUCUUCCUUGCUAGGGUUUAUAAGGCUCGGUGAGGCGGCGGGCGACCGAGCGAGCGAGAUGUCGAAGAAGAACAACUUGGCUAAGCGGAAAAAGCAACACGAAUUCGACCUUCAACGAGAAAAGGAGGAGAAGGAGAAGAAGGCGAAGAAACUGCAAGCCAAGAAGUCCAAGAUGAAGGUGGAUGGUAGUGACAUGAAAAAUAAGAAAUCUCGAGGUGUAUUCCAUGUCGGGAGGAAAAAGGUGAAAACCAAGUUGUCAAAAUUGACCAAGGCUAAAGCAGCUCAAGCAAUGGAACUUGACAAGUAGCCACUGGUAUCGGUAGCUUUUUGAAACAUAUUUUUUGUUUUCGGUCAUAGCGCUGUCACAAAGCCAUUUAACCUUAGAUGAUGUGAUGCGACUCACCCUGGUGCUAAUUUUCUUGUCAAUCUGCGGCAGUGGAUUUGAGUUGGCAUACCUUGUCUUGGUUGUGGAUUGCUUUUCGUUAACUGUAGCAUUUGAAUGGUGGUUGAUUGGCUUCCUAUUUGUAUGUUUAGCCUCAUCAGUUUUUCA